Angiostrongylus costaricensis is the source of this 2172-nucleotide messenger RNA. NCBI's taxonomy places the organism in Eukaryota, Metazoa, Nematoda, Chromadorea, Rhabditida, Metastrongylidae. The record is from the annotation of a GenBank genome assembly.
AUGGCACACUCCGAUUCCCUCGCCGAUUACGGCCUGAAAUCGCGUUUGUUGUGCGGUGUUGGCGGCGCUGGGCGUCACUCUGCGCCUCCGGCAUCCGGCGUGCUCAAGUGCGCUCUCUCGGCCGCGCGCACUGGUCGCUUUGUGUCUCUCGCUCCACGCAUUCGUCGUGAUGAUUUGAAGCAACGUAAAGCCAGGCUCGAAGUACAUGCAGCGCGUUUCGACAGCGCCGUCGCUGCUUAUCCAGACGCAUCCACUGCUCCAGAAGCCAGCCACCAUUCACUUAGCCACGCACACGCUGCAGAAGACGCACAAAUUGCGCCCGCAAAAGUAUCCGAAGGGAUCGAAGUGAACGCACCGACCGUUGUCGACGAUACAAUGACGUCAUCGAGCGGUCACGAAGCUCCGUCACCGAACGUCGACGCAGCGACCAGUGAGAAUGGUCUUCAAAUAGAUGUCACUGAAUCGACGAAUGCGUCGAAAACGUCGUCGAGCCUGCUAACGCCUCCUUCCGAAGACGACCAGGACUCGAAGUCGAGCCCAGCACAGUUAUCUUGUGAAGCCAUUUCGAAAAAGAAGAAGUCUAAUGGCGUUCGCAGGACUGACGAGGUUGUAAGGAAAAGUGGAAGGAUUACGAGAACCUGUGAUCCAUCAGCUGCUGAAUUUGUUGACAACUAUGUUGAUUCUAAGAGACUGAAGCAACCUCGGAUUGUACAACCACCGAAAGGUGGUACACGUAUACCAAAUAUGGUACCACGAAAUAAAAGUACUAAGGAAAAGGACAAGUUGUCAAUUGACAUGGUUGGUCCUCGAACAAGAAGUAGUCUUGCUGAGCCCGUCUCCCCUCUUGGUGGCACUCGACGACGAAAUAUGCAUGUUGAACUCACUGCUAGGAUUGGUCCGGAUCAUCAGGCUACUUUUGAGCCAUUUUAUGCGUGUGAUUUCGUAGCUCCUUGGCAAGCUGAGGAGGAACCUGACAGAGAGGAACUGAUGUGGCAAGAAGAACCUAGCGGAAGCUCCGGGUAUUCAACUGAAGAGCUUGAUGAAGCUUGGUCAGCAAUUCGUUCACAGUACGGUGGGAGAAUUGAGCUGGAUUCGGUAUUAUUUUGUUUUAUGAAACACAACUACAAUAUUGAUGCACUGUUAGAAAAUAUUGAAGUUGAGCAGUGGACAAAUUUACCGCAGCCUUUCGAAGAAGAUCUGAAAGGGAAAAAUUUUGCAGCCAUUCAGGACAAAUUCAUGCGACAGUAUUAUCUGGGUGAGAUUACGAAGUACUAUUACGACUCCAAAAGGCGAUCCUGUAUACAUGAGCGUUAUACGCAGUGCACUUGCAGAGAAAGGCUUACAAGCGCAGUUGAAGUGAAAGUACCACGUUUUGAGUGCGCAAACUGUACGAAGUACUUGUGGGAAGGGCGGCCCAGGCCGGCGAAGUACUGUUCCAUUUGUCAACUUUAUUAUAGAAAGAAUGGUACUCAUCGAACUGUCGUUGGAAAGUUAUUCGAGGCGGAUGAAAGAAUUGUAAAACGAUGGAUUCAGCUGGAGAAAGAUAAUAAAAGGACAAUGUCGAGUUCAGAGGUCCUUGAGUGGCUCGAAGCUGAGCGUCGCGAGGCUGUUGCCAUGAAUCCAGAUUUCGACGAGAUUCCAACACAUCCGGUGAAGAAAAAGCUCACGAGCGAGCAAAUCAUGGAUUUAACGCAGAAGUUCAAACCUGUAACAAAUCCAAGGUGCGCUCUACAAAGUGAUUUUGGCAGUGUGGUCAGUCGGGUAGCUCUCGAAGGCUUCAGAGAUGAUGAAAUCCUGGAAAUUGUAAGAGCUUUCAAAAAAGUUGGCAAGAAGUUCGGUGAAGUGUCGAAGAUUGUUGGAAAUCGAACGCCACAAGAGAUCUCGAUUUUCUAUCGACGUUACAGGUUACAGUAUCACUUGGACGCGGUAUUCGAGAGUUCACGUAAAGCCGUCUUGCCUCCCAUCAUUGCCUCAUUGACGAAGAACAUAAAUCCUGAAAAUAGUUCCUCGUCUCCUACACCAGAACCUGUUUGUCGAAGAAAACGAGCUGGUUCGGAUCCGUCAUAUCCGGAGGGCGAUGUGGUUCCUAUAAAAACCACUCGCAUAACGAGACAGUCGGCCGCUGCAGUCCUUCGUCAUCCAGCUGAGAAGGAGCAUAACGGCCGGUCAUAG